CCCCCUCCGUCGUCUCCCUUGGUCCGUACGUACGUACUUGGAGGAGCUGAAAGAACGCUCGAUUGUUUGGCGCGAGCUUGCUAGCAUGUGUGCCGGCGACGGCACCAGGGAGCGCUGCGCAUGCGCGCUGUGCGGCGCGGCGGCGGACGUGCACUGCGAGGCGGACGCGGCGUUCCUCUGCGCGCCGUGUGACGCCCAGGUGCACGGCGCCAACUUCCUCGCGUCCCGCCACCGCCGCACGCGCGUCUCGCCGACGCCUAAGGGCGUGGGCGUCAUGUCCAGGACUGCUACGACGUCGAGCUCCUGCGUGUCCACGGCUGACUCCGCGACGACGGCGGCGCUGCACGGCAGGAAGACGACGCCGCCGCCGGCUAGGAGGCGCGCCGCGCGGGGCGAGGCGGUGCUUGACGGCUGGGCCAGGCGGAUGGGCCUCGAGGCGGGGGCGGCGCACCGGUGUGCAACCGCUGCCAGCCGCGCGAUCCGGGCCCAGGUAGCCGCGGCCAUGCCACACGUGCCGCUGCGUGUCGCGAUGGCUGCGGCGCUGUGGUCGGAGGUGGCGGCUCAUGGCGUCCACGAGCCCGGCGAAGCGCUCCGGCGCCUGGAGGCCUGCGCGCACGUGCCGGCGAGGCUCCUCGUGGAGGUGGCUCCGGUGUCGACGAUGGGGAACGCGCGCGGGAAGAAGAGGACGGCCGCAGUGGACGCCGCCGAGGACGGCUGGGGCGAGUGCUCGAUCGUGAGCCCACACAAAACACCAUCUUCUCCAAGACACGAGCUUCUCUUGUUCGUUUAGUACUACAGUACUACUACUAGUAAGUUCUACUGUAGCUCAGAUGAUCAAAUUACAACCAAAGAUAUACAUGACGUUACUGUGUAUUAAAUAUAACAUGAAUAGAAUUGCGAGGCAUAUGCAUGAAGUAUAACAUGCAAAAAAAAUCAUCUAAAAUACAUUGAGUUGAGCGUAUUUUGGCUAGGUGUCUUUUUUGGCAAUCUCAAAGCUAAUGUACAAUCCACAAAGUUGGAGUAUGAUUUAUGAAGGUACAUAGCCUUAAAUACGAAGUAAAAAUGAAUGACAGUCUGGAUAUAAAAAGAAUUUAGGUCCAAGUAUGGAAGAGUCUAGAAUAUAGUAGAAGUGUGCCUUGAGUUUUGUGCAAAAUGUUCACAUGGCUUCUAGAUAGUACACAUAGAAUCUUCUAGAUAGUACACAUGGCAUAAUAUGGUGAAGUAAUGAGAAGAUCCAACAGUCAACAACAAUUCGAUUUGCCACGUCACUACCGCCAGAUCGGCUUAAUCCAACAGUGGUAUUCAAAGUUAU
Triticum urartu is the source of this 1312-nucleotide messenger RNA. RefSeq lists its product as uncharacterized. Gene Ontology annotation, molecular function: zinc ion binding. Lineage: Eukaryota; Viridiplantae; Streptophyta; Magnoliopsida; Poales; Poaceae. The record is from RefSeq and is a predicted model, not a curated record.